AUGGAGGAGGACAGAGCUCAGGUUGAUCUCGGCAUUGCCGCCGAUAUCGAGGCCGCCCAAUUCCCAGAAUCCACAAUCCCGGCUCCCGCCCCGGCCCAAGCGGCGGAAUCAUCGACGCCGCCAUUAAAACAGCCCAAGAAGAGGUUCAUUGGGAGAAGAGCGGCGGAUGCGGCAGCGAAAUCCGAUCAGAAUGCGAGUGGUGCAGCUUCGGAAAGAACCGAUGUGCAGAAGGCGGGCCCGCGUAGGAUGCCGCGGCUCCUAAACCAAGUCCCGAAGGACAUCCUCGAGGACCCGGCCCUUAAUAGCGCGAUAUCCCUCCUCCCAUCCAAUUACAGUUUCGAAAUCCACAAGACGAUACACAGAAUCCGUACCCUAAACGCCAAGAGGGUUGCGUUGCAAAUGCCAGAAGGCCUCUUACUCUUCGCGACCACCAUAUCAGACAUUCUCACUCAGUUCUGUCCCGGCGUUGAGACGCUGAUAAUGGGAGACGUGACCUAUGGCGCAUGCUGUAUAGAUGAUUAUACAGCGAGAGCCUUGGGCUGCGAUCUCCUCGUGCACUAUGCGCACAGUUGCCUCAUCCCAAUUGAUGUCACGCAGAUCAAGACGCUCUAUGUCUUCGUGGAUAUAACUAUUGAUACCGCACAUCUUGUAGCGAGCCUAGAACGGAACUUUUCCAGCGGCAAGACCAUUGCCAUAGUCGGCACCAUCCAGUUUAACGCGACGAUACACGGUGUUAAGAAGACCUUGGAGAAGGCCGGAUUUAAUGUUCUUGUUCCUCAAAUAGCUCCACUCAGUAAGGGAGAAAUCCUAGGCUGCACAUCGCCGAAACUCAGCGAUGAGGAUAAUGUGGACAUGAUACUCUACCUUGGUGAUGGGCGCUUCCACCUCGAGAGCAUCAUGAUUCACAAUCCCACAAUACCCGCAUACCGAUACGACCCGUACUCCCGAAAGCUCACUCGAGAAGAAUACGGACACGAGGAAAUGCAGGAUCUCCGACGAGACGCAAUCUCCACGGCCAAAAAGGCCCGAAAAUGGGGUCUUAUUCUCGGUUCCCUUGGCAGACAGGGGAACCCUCACACGAUGGGGCUCAUCGAAAAGUCGUUGAGAGAUAAGGGCAUUCCUUGGGUCAAUCUGCUAAUGAGUGAGAUAUUUCCUGGGAAGCUGGCCAUGAUGAGCGAUGUAGAAUGCUGGGUGCAAGUUGCUUGCCCGAGGUUGAGUAUCGACUGGGGAUACGCAUUCCCGAGGCCGCUGUUAACGCCCUACGAAGCUCUGGUGGCUCUUGGGGAGAAGGAGGAUUGGGGUAAGGGUGUUUAUCCUAUGGAUUAUUAUGGUAAGGAGGGAUUGGGGCGGACAAAGCCGAUAGUCGCGGCGGGAUCAUAA
Molecule: messenger RNA, 1380 nt
Organism: Scedosporium apiospermum
Lineage: Eukaryota; Fungi; Ascomycota; Sordariomycetes; Microascales; Microascaceae
Product: Diphthamide biosynthesis protein 1
Exons: 2
Coding region: 1-1380 (459 amino acids)
Biological process (GO): protein histidyl modification to diphthamide
Molecular function (GO): 2-(3-amino-3-carboxypropyl)histidine synthase activity
Source: RefSeq, a predicted model, not a curated record